Hyalella azteca is the source of this 5528-nucleotide messenger RNA. Its product is annotated as carboxypeptidase D. The record is from RefSeq and is a predicted model, not a curated record. NCBI's taxonomy places the organism in Eukaryota, Metazoa, Arthropoda, Malacostraca, Amphipoda, Hyalellidae. The coding region runs from base 121 to 5523 and encodes 1800 amino acids. Gene Ontology annotation, biological process: proteolysis. The transcript has 28 exons. Gene Ontology annotation, molecular function: zinc ion binding; metallocarboxypeptidase activity; carbohydrate binding.
AUCAACCGUGCUUUUUAUUCCUUUGAAGUUUUAGACUGAAAAUUCCUUUUUAAUUUUUACAUGAAUUUUCUGACCAAUAUGUGCAAGUCUGGUUCAUGCUAAUAUCAUAAAUUAGCUACCAUGCAUUAUUCUAUUGGGAUACAUGCAGCCCUUGUGCUUUGCCUCAUUGCAUCACUGGCAUCAACUGGAAAGGCAAGAUCAGCUCCAGCCAAACAAGAUCUCAUAGACACCAGCAAGUACCUCAACACUGACGAUGUGUACCGCCUUGCCAAAUCUCUCAAGUCUUCUUAUCCAAAGCUAGUUGACUUCUAUAGUGCUGGAAAAUCUGUAAAAAUCAGAGAACUUUUGGUGAUCAAAAUCAGCAAUAAUGUCACAAACAGAGAUCUUGGUGAGCCAAUGUUCAAGUAUGUGGCCAACAUGCAUGGGGAUGAAACAAUUGGACGUCAGCUGGUCAUCUAUCUUGCUCAGUACCUGCUCAAUAACUAUGGAAAAGAUGAUAGGGUCACAAAGCUGGUGGACACAACAGAGAUCCAUUUGAUGCCUUCCAUGAACCCUGACGGCUUUGAGCUGGCAAAGGAAGGACGAUGCAACAACCCACCUGGAUUUGGCAGAGAAAACUCCAAUAAUGUGGACCUGAAUAGGGACUUCCCUUCACAAUGGCUGGACUUGGCAACUACGGACUCUGGGGCUAUGCUGGAGGGCCGGCAGCCCGAGACAGCCGCUGUUAUGACCUGGAUUAUGGCAAAUCCUUUUGUGCUCUCUGGCAACCUCCAUGGUGGCUCUGUGGUUGCCAGCUACCCUUUUGAUGAUUCAAAGUCUCACCAGCCAACAGGCUAUUACAGUGCAGCUCCUGACGAUGAAGUGUUCAAGCACCUGGCCAGGACCUAUGCCAAUAACCAUGCCUUCAUGGCCUCAAAGACUGACUGCAAUGGUGAUAAUUUUCCUGGUGGCAUAACCAAUGGUGCUCACUGGUAUGAUGUGCCUGGAGGCAUGGAGGACUUCAACUACAUGUUCGGGUCGUGCUUUGAAGUGACCUUUGAGUUAUCCUGCUGCAAGUACCCUACUGCAGACCACCUACAGGAGGAGUGGGACAACAACAGGGAAGCUCUCCUCGCAUACAUGGAGCAGGUGCACAUCGGUGUUAAAGGGAUAGUUCGUGACAGCAAAGAUAAGGUGGGCCUGGAAGGCGUACGUGUCGGUGUGCGCUCUGUUAACCACACCGUCCUGACCAGCAAGAGGGGGGAGUACUGGCGCCUGUUGCUGCCCGGCAACUACACCCUCUACGCUGAACUUAAUGGGUACAAGCCACACGAAGAGCUCAUUGAGAUCAAGGAAGGCCAGCCCAGUGUCAUCAAUAUUCUGCUGGAGAGAGAUGCUGCUGGUCGAGAGCUCGAAGGCUCUGCUGCUGUUGAGGUGCGGGGCGUCCCCCACCAACUUCCCCACGGGGACACAUGGUCCCCCAGCCUCCCCGAGCACGAGGGCUUCACCACCCCACCUGACUUCCGGUACCACCGCUACCCGGAGCUAGAGGCCACCCUCAAGGCCCUGGUGCAGCGCUACCCUCACCUGACGAAGCUCUACAGCGUCGGCCAGAGCGUCCAGGGCAGAGAGCUUUACGUCCUCGAGAUCUCUGACAACCCUGGGCAACAUGAGCCUGGUGAGCCUGAGUUCAAGUACAUCGGCAACAUGCACGGCAACGAAGCUGUGGGGCGAGAGCUGCUGCUGCUGCUGGGGCAGUACCUGCUGGAGGGCUACGGCGUCAGCGAGCGUCUCACCGCCCUCAUCAACACCACCAGGCUGCACAUCAUGCCCUCCAUGAACCCUGAUGGCUUCGAGGUGUCUCAGGAAGGCGACUAUGGAGGCGUUCAGGGAAGAGCAAACGCUAACGGAUUUGACCUCAACAGAAAUUUUCCCGACCAGUACGAGCGCACGAGGUUCAACAGCGUGCAGCAGCCAGAGACGCUCGCAGUGAUGCAGUGGUCUAAGCAGCACAAGUUCGUGGGGUCUGCUAACCUACACGGCGGGACGCUGGUCGCUAACUUUCCCUGGGACAACAACGAGCUGGGCAGGAGUGGUCUGUACAGCCCCGCCCCUGACGACCAGACCUUCAGGCGCCUUGCCAAGGUCUACUCCUAUGCGCACCCCACGAUGCACCUCGGCAAGCCGUGCUCCGCCAGCGACGAGGUCUUCCCUGAGGGCAUCACCAACGGCGCCCGCUGGUACUCCGUGUCGGGGGGCAUGCAGGACUGGAUGUACAUCCAUACGGAUUGCAUGGAGCUGACGCUGGAGGUAUCGUGCUACAAGUUCCCCCCCGCCACGGACCUCCCCCGCUACUGGGGGGCCAACAAGCUCUCCCUCGUCAGCCUUAUCGAGCAGGUGCACACGGGCGUACACGGGUUCGUGCAGGAUCACAACAACAACCCUGUGGGGGGCGCUACCAUCUCUGUGGGGGGCAUCGACAAGACUGUCACCACCGCCGCCACCGGCGACUACUGGAGGCUCCUCGAGCCUGGGCCCCAUACCCUGACCGUCAGGGCACCAGGCUACGCAUCUUCAACAAAGACCGUGACUGUACCGCACGGCUAUGCAGUCUCACUAAAUUUCUCGCUACCACUUGAUGACUCGCCCCAGUGGUCUUCCAUUGAAGACUUUGGUCUGAAAGCAAAUCUGGCGCAGACUUACCUUAGCAAUGCAGACCUUGACUCUGCCAUGGCAGAACUUGAGAACUCCAACCCAGACCUCGUAGAGUUCUUAGCUAAUGAUAAUGACUGGAGUGUGAGAGUGAGAGCUCUGCGCAUCCGAGAUCCCAAGGCUGACAGUGGCCGCCUGAGUCGCGUGGUGGUGCUAGGAGGGCUGUACGGCAGUCAGUCAGCAGGACGAGAGCUGACACUGCGGCUGGCACGUCACCUGACGGCGGGCUACAAACUGCAGCACAAACGCGUCGCUGACAUCCUGGCUGACGUUGACGUCAUCAUCGUGCCAGCUGUUGACAGGGACGGCUUUGACAGGCAACAUCCUGGUGAGUGCUGGACAAUUCCAAUGGACGACGCGAGGGCCUCGCCUGCCGUGGCCCCACGCGAAGAGGCCCUACAGUUCCUGACGCAGGCCUACGCGAAGGCCCACCCCACCAUGCUGCAGAAGGAGAACCCAUGCCACGUGUUCACGCGCAACGCGCCGUCAGGAGUGAUACACGGCAGCGCCCUGGGGGUCUACACGCACUCCCUGCUCGACUACGCCUCUAGUGUCGGCAUACCGGCGGUGGCGGCUCACGUGUCGUGUUGCAACUACCCCGACCCUGGGGACCUGCCGAGGCUGUGGCGCGAGAACCUGCCUCCUCUGCUGGGGUUCCUUGAGGCCGCGCGGCAAGGUAAUCCCCAGAACAAUGUUGCCCCUUCUUCCCCUUCCUUUAAUGGGGCUGGGGUUCCUUCCCUCCCGAAGCAACCUACCCACAACAGCAUUCCUCUCACCGACAUCCUCAUCCUUGCUAAUGCUGGGGGAAGCGCUGGACCUGGGAACAAAAAAGAUGGCGAGGAUAAUCCAAACGGAGCGAACGAAAAUAUCGGUUUCCCGAGCCCCGGGAGCGACCACACUCCGUUGCAACCAGUAACACCUCCGCCUAGUGGUGACAACGGUGGUGGUGUUCCUAGUAACCAGGGUAACGCUAGUGCUGGGGCCCAGGGUAAUCAUGACUUGUUCCCACCUGGUACUCCUGCUGGGGCCGCCGCCUCUCCUCCACCACAGGAGUUCAGACCCCGGCGCCCCGCUGGUACGGCGAUCUCUUUCGCCGGCAGUGAAUCGCGCGUUCGUCCGGUCUUCGUAAGACCGCCCGUUACACAUUGCCCUCACCACCACAACCUGGUGGCCAGCGUUGCAGGAUAUGAAGGCAACGCGUCGCUGUCUGUGACAGUUGAGCCUCACGAGGCCACAGCAGCAAAGCUGGUCCUCAUGGAGGGCCAGGCUCAGGUGCCCCACUCCGCAGGGCCAAUCGCCUCAGUCAGCUCAGGCCCCACCAACGCUAGAAAAUUUAUAACUAAUUUAGCCGACAAGUUGUCGGCGUCCAAGGCACAAAGUCUGGUGCAGAAGGAGGGUGCCCCUGAUGCAGGAGGUGCCCCUGAUGCAGGAGGUGCCCCUGCGUUCGCAAGUCUCGAUGCAGGGGCCCUGUCUCACGAGACCUGGCGCUACCACACCUUCUACGAGAUGGAGGACAUCCUGAAAGAUCUCGUGGACAAACACGACCACGUCGCGUCGCUGCACACCAUCGGUCGCAGCUCCACAAGUCGCCCCAUCCUGGCGCUGGAGUUGUACCUUCCCCCGGCCCCUCCCUCUGGCCACGUCACGCUCAUCUCCACCAGGAGCCCUAAGGGCGUUAGCGCCCCCCAUGACCCACCAAGCGUUCUCCUGCUGGGGGGCGUGAGAUCUCAGGAUGUCACAUCCGCUGAAAUUCUACUUAAACUUGCCACUCACAUGGUCGCUAACCACCACGAAGACCCUGACAUCAACGCCCUCCUGAAGGCGGUGCGGGUGUUCAUUGUGCCCUCCCUCGCCCCCGACGCCCUCGACGCCCUCCCUCAGGAGACGGCGGCCGUCACCGCAGCGCCCGUCCUCGGCUACGGCAGGAGGGCGGCGCCCUCGGAGCUCUGCUUGGAUGAACACGUCAAGCCUAGCGUCAACUUCGACGCCAUCUUUGAUAAUCAUAGCGACGCGACGGUGGGCGACGUGCUGACGUGGGGGCGGCAGCAGCGGCUGACGCUGACGGCGGUGGUGGGGGGCGGUGCUGAGGGCGUCACCCUGCCCUACGCACAGCAGGGACGACAGAUGCCGCCCCUUGAUAAGCUCGCGCUGUGGGAGCUGGGGAGCAGGUACAGCGCGGUGGCAGGGCUCCCACAGCAGUUGGACGCCUGCUGGGGGGCGCCCCUGGACCGCGGCGUGAGCGCUGCUAACGAACUCACUGACCCCCACCCCGGCGCCUUCAUGGACCGAUGGUACAGCGAGAGCAUCAGCCUGCCCCUGACGGUGCACUACGGCUGCUGUGGUGCAGUGCAGCCACAGCACCUGCAGCAGCUGUGGCAGCAGCACUCCAGGGCGCUGCUCAACUUCGCUCAGGCGUCCCUUGCUACAUUCAACGGCUACGUGGUAGACUCUAGCAACGCGCCCGUAGCGGGGGCGGAACUUUACUUCGACAACACCUCCUUCAGCGUCCGCUCCGACACCAACGGCGCCUUCCGUCGCCCUGUCGCCCCUGGCGCCCACACCAUCACAGUGUCCGCCCACGGCUUCUUCCCCACCACCGUCCCCGUCACCGUGCAUGGGGAACUAGAAACAUAUACAGAAGGGCAACACCCUCCUGCUGGUGGGGAAGUAGGGGUAACGGGACAUGGAGGUGUCCCGCUGGUCGUGGUGCUGCAGCGAGACAUGAGGGUCUGGGGCGUGCCGAGACUUACGUUCGUCUUCGCUGUUGGUGAGCUGCCAUCCGUGCAGUGUUCUGGCUACACACAGAGAAAUAUUUGGGAUUUUUCCGAAUAGCGAAG